ACGCACAGUGCCGGCUCGGAGAAGGUGGGGUAGAACCCUUAGUGGCGGAAGCGACUGGAGUCGGGCGGGUCCCCGGUGCAGCGCGCUCCUCGGCUUAGGUGGAUUUUUUUCCCUUCCCCUUCCCUGUUUCCCCCCCCGCUCCUCCUCCUCCUCCCCCGCCCGGCUUCCGUACCCCCUCCUCACUAUCGCCAUCGCCAUGAUCCUGCUGGAGGUCAACAACCGCAUCAUUGAGGAGACGCUCGCGCUCAAGUUCGAGGGCGCGGCCGCUGGAAACAAACCAGAGGCAGUAGAAGUAACAUUCGCAGACUUUGAUGGAGUUCUUUACCAUAUUUCCAAUCCAAAUGGUGAUAAAACAAAGGUUAUGGUCAGUAUUUCUCUGAAAUUCUACAAAGAGCUCCAGGAACAUGGCGCUGAUGAGUUAUUAAAGAGAGUGUAUGGAAACUACUUGGUAACUCCAGAGUCGGGUUACAAUGUCUCUUUGUUGUACGAUUUGGAAAACCUCCCGGCUACCAAAGACUCCAUUGUCCACCAAGCAGGCAUGCUGAAACGCAACUGUUUUGCUUCGGUGUUUGAGAAAUAUUUCAAGUUCCAAGAGGAAGGCAAAGAUGGAGAGAAAAGAGCAGUCAUCCACUACCGAGAUGAUGAGACAAUGUACGUGGAAUCAAAGAAGGAUCGUGUCACAGUGGUUUUCAGCACAGUAUUUAAGGAUGACGAUGACGUUGUGAUUGGAAAGGUGUUUAUGCAGGAAUUUAAGGAGGGGCCGUCGUGCAAGUCACACAGCCCUCAAGUGCUCUUCAGUCACAGGGAACCUCCCUUGGAACUGAAAGAUACAGACGCAGCAGUUGGAGAUAAUAUUGGAUAAUCACAUUUGGUAACCUUUGUUGUUAUUUCCCGCCAUACCAAUGCUGCCGCAAGAGAUAAUACCAUAAAUCUGAUCCACACAUUCCGGGACUACCUGCACUAUCACAUCAAAUGCUCCAAGGCUUACAUUCACACGCGCAUGAGGGCAAAAACAUCAGAUUUUCUCAAAGUGCUGAAUCGUGCCCGGCCUGAUGCAGAAAAGAAAGAAAUGAAAACAAUCACGGGGAAGACCUUUGCGUCCCGUUAAAGCCUGAGGCAAGGUGGAAUCGAACAACUGCGGUAGAAGGCUGGAGCACUUGCUACCUGAUAAUCGUAGCUUUUUAAUAUUGCACCUCUCUGGGCUCUUAAGGAAGUAAUCGGGUGAUGUUUUCUACACAAGUUUGGAAAGUGAUCUGUGGCAUCGAGCUGUGCUUGCAAGGACUUAAUUAAAAAAAUGAAACAUCCUUUAAUUCCAUUUUGAUCCAUUUUCUUUCUUUUCUUUCCUCCUUCCCUCUCCCCUUUUUUCAAGCUGUUUUGCUUUGCAAUAUGUUUACCGGUUAUGAGUUGCAGUAUUUCUUAUGGUAACAAUGCAAUAUUAACUUGUUUUUCUUCCAAGUAUUUUGAGUUCACAAUUCCUGUAUCUGAAGAAAUAUUGUUGGGUUCAUUAAUAAAGGAGAUCUUUCUAUCUUA
This is a messenger RNA of Thamnophis elegans (Western terrestrial garter snake), 1530 nucleotides long. It is a transcript of the gene ARPC2, whose product is annotated as actin related protein 2/3 complex subunit 2. The record is from RefSeq and is a predicted model, not a curated record. The transcript is spliced from 11 exons. Gene Ontology annotation, molecular function: actin filament binding; structural constituent of cytoskeleton. Gene Ontology annotation, biological process: Arp2/3 complex-mediated actin nucleation; actin filament polymerization. Gene Ontology annotation, cellular component: Arp2/3 protein complex; actin cytoskeleton. NCBI's taxonomy places the organism in Eukaryota, Metazoa, Chordata, Lepidosauria, Squamata, Natricidae.